Messenger RNA from Pangasianodon hypophthalmus (striped catfish), 10666 nucleotides. It is a transcript of the gene jcada, whose product is annotated as junctional cadherin 5 associated a. The record is from RefSeq and is a predicted model, not a curated record. The coding region runs from base 4368 to 8846 and encodes 1492 amino acids. Lineage: Eukaryota; Metazoa; Chordata; Actinopteri; Siluriformes; Pangasiidae. Gene Ontology annotation, cellular component: ruffle membrane; adherens junction. The transcript has 4 exons. Gene Ontology annotation, biological process: positive regulation of blood vessel endothelial cell proliferation involved in sprouting angiogenesis.
GCGGUUUUGUCUCUCACUCACUCUGUCGUGUAAUUAUCAGUUUUUCUUUAAAUUAAUUCAGUAACUAAGAUCAUAUCUUGUUUAAACGAAGUUAUAUUAUUAACAUGAUGCUAAAGAGACUGUAUACAGACAGUGGAGUUGGUAGUAUCUGAGCUACGAGCAGCAGAAAGUGUAAAUAUUCCCAACGAGAUUUUGGGAGUUGGUCGCGUUUGGUCAAACAGCAGCUGUGGGCAAAUGAGCUAAAGCAGUUGUGAGUGUUUUGUGUUGUGUGUUUGACACCAGCUCCUUACUUCAAAAGGGAAAGCAUGUGUGUUGACAGCAAGGCAAACGGUGUGUGUGUGAGAGAGAGAGAAAGUGUGAAACUCCUCUCCUUCAGUCUCUUAUUGGGGGAGUGUGAGGUCAACAAGCCCUUAUUCACAUUAUGUCCUCCUGCCACAAUGGAAAUAAGCCUUCAGAAGGGUUUCACUUCUCCACCAUCGACCUUUCAUGCUUCCAUAGAGGGCUCUAAAGAGAAAGAACUGCAGUUAAGUGUGUCUCUGUGGCCCUAGAGACUAGGACCAUAUGUCUAGAACUAGAGGGAUGAGACCUAAUGGAAAUGGAAAGCUCCUCCUCACUUUUCACAAAAUCUUUAAACUGUCAUAAGAUGACUGGGUCAUUUCCUAAUCGGCAAGAUCAUUUUACAAUUUACCUGAACCCCUAAACAUGCACGACACUUUCGUGAGACCAGAUUUACGUUUAUGACUCUUGUAACUACUCUGCUUUUCUAUUCGUUUCGCUAUAGUUAGUGAAUGCUUUAUGUACGGCGAACAACUAAACAAUAAACUGAUACCGUAAAAGUUCACGUGUUCAUCCUGAACCCCAGUAAAUUAUUUAUCCUUGCGUACUGUGAACCCCAAGUGUUUGCGAAAGGAUCCCAGCAGCGUAAAGAGAUGAAUCAACCCAGUCUGUAUGCUCUUGUUUGCGAAUUUGCCAGAAUUCACUCAAUCCACCUGGUGUAAAUUUUGUGUCAGGUUAGGAUGGUCUGGUGAUAAGGAAGUGUGCAGAUGUUGACUAGUGGUCAAAAGGACUGCAGGGCAGUAAAAGGCCACGAUGCUUUAAAAUCAGAAUCAUUUUAUUCACCAUAUACAUUUACAUGUAUUAGGAGUAUUUCUUGGUGUUUGGUCACAACAUGAUACAUUCAACACACACAUCUCAGACAACACAGCACAUGUACCAUCCUAACAUACAAAUAUUGCACCUUAAGCGGAAAUUAUAGGCUCAGAUGUAAUUUACAUUACAGUGGAAGUAGAAAUAGCAGCUGGAUGCAGUUCAGGGUGGAUUAAACGGACUGGAACAACUGUGAUAUAUAACAGCAAUGAUAUAUAGUUUGUAAAAAACAUUUAGUGCAGAUUGCUUGUUACUGGCAGGUCAGCAGUGUAGUGAUUACUGAAUGCUGCCCAGGUAAUACUGCUCAAGUUCAACAGAAUUUAUAGGAUUCCUUUUUUUAUGGAAUCGUAGGUCACACCCUGAAGUCUCAUGACAAUAAGUCUGUUGUCUCUGUGUGAGUACAAAUUUCUCGUAGGGGUAACAUUGAGCACGUAGAGCUGGACGAUAUGGACAUAGAGCACGUAGAGCUGGACGAUAUGGACAAAUAUAUUGCGAUAUAUCUUGCAACAUAUUAAAGCAUCUGGAGAAUCUGUGAUUAACUGGAUGAUAAAAUGCUAUAAUUUUGCACAGAAAACUUAUCUGGAAACUUAUCUGACAUUGUGGUUAGGAUGUUCAUUUGCAUAUAGCAUGCUUUGUCAAAAUGAUUAAUGCAAAGGCCAGUAUUGCAGUAUUGUGCAGCCCUACUAUAGAGUCUGUAGGAGUGGAAGGAAGAGGAACAAGCAUGCUUGACAAAGCCAGAAAGUCACUUAACUUGUGGGAUAUUAGGCCUACGUGGCAAGCAGAAUUGGGUUUGUUCCCUAGCGGGAGCACAUUUCUAUACUUAGACACCUAAUAUGAUUACACUGUGAAUAAUACACAGACACAAAUACGCAAGUAUUUGUCAUGUGGCCUUUUCACUUUAGUCAUAAGAUGCUGCUAUAAAAGCACAGUAUGCAACAUGCUGAUAGUUAUAUUAUAUAUUUUUUUAAUAUUGCCUGUCAGUUUUUAAUUUGACUUUUCAUAGAUGUCUUGUUUACGUGCUUCUUGUCAUCUGUUAAUUUUGCUAAAUUGCUGUGCGUGUGUAGAUGACAUAUGCAAACAGAGUUAGAAUCAAUACCCCUUUCAUCUAAUGUCCUACAGCAGUGAACGUCCUUCCUCUUUAUUAAAGAUCAAUGGAUUGAGCGCUCUUGUCUUCCUGCAUUACUGAUAAAAGACAUGCAUUCCUAAUCCUCAAAUAAGUUUCAUGUUUAUAUUCAAUGUCAACCCUUGCUUUCCAAGUGUCUGCUAAAUAUCAUUAUCUAAUUCUGCUGAAGUUGAGUCAUUGUAUGAAUGUCACAAGGACCUAAUUCACUGAGCUUCUCCAGAUUGAGGGGGAGGUAUACGUUUAGAGAAGAGUUUUUGCCUGAGGAUUGCUAAAAACAAAUGUUAUUCUUAAUUUACAGCAUACAGCUAUGACCUGUUUUUUAGCGCCCAGUUUAAGAUUUACGCAUUUCAGGACCCAUCUAAUUUCAAGGAUACUUUAGAAAACUUGACUGAUAGCUGUGAUUUGCAUAGUGUCAUGCAGUGGAUUUAGCUCAUUUCUUUGUUUCAGUUUUCUGUGUUAUUUUUCUGGCCCAGAACUACGCUCCACCCCUCCUCUCCACGACUCUGCUUUUUUUUCUUAAAAGGCAACCUAUGAGGUAUGCAUAGUUUUAACAGAAAUCGUGUUGUCAUUUGAGGUGAAGGGGAAAUGCUUUCAUUGCAGUUGUGAUUUAUCUCACUGGUGGCAGUGGGAUGAAAAAUUACAUACUGCUCCUUUAAUUUCCAUAUUUAUACAGAACAUAAAGCCAUAUCUAGGUAUGUAUCAUAGUUUACAUUAACCUUUCUGAUUGCGGAUCAAAACUCAUAGGAAUUCAUUAUAAUAAUAUAAAUUAAAUUAUAUAAAAUGAUGUAAUUUUUUGGACUUCCUCCCUAGGCUAUUUCACAGACCCUGGGGUCCCUGAACCUGAAUUUGAGAAACAUUGAUGUAAACAAGCCAAUAACAGGUUUCUAUAGAUAAUAAAACUUUACUCUGUGUAAUAUUGACUCCGGAACAUUAAAUCCUGGUCAGUCUGGGCCAGCAUAGCUCAGUUCCCAAUUUGCUGCUGACUUAACAAUACAGUCCCGAGAGCUUGUGUGCUGUUAGCUGACCAUUUCUCACCCUUCAGUCGAGCUAGUCAGGAAAACAAGCACAGAUAGUGGCAGUAUUGUGUGAGAGACACCGUACUCCCUCAGGGAGGCUCCGAGAGAAGGGAAAAGCACGGGGAAGCAGCAGGAGAAGCUGGAGUGUGUCUUUGUUUGUGUGUGCCUUUUUUGUGUGUGUGCCAAAGAGUUGGGUAAUUGACUUGCAGUGUGUCUGUUUAUGCGUAUGCCCUAAGCACACUUUGCUCAUUGUUAUCAUUGCUCCGAGUGCGGAGUGUGAGAGCACAGUGCCCUCUAAGUGAGAGUGUGUCCUUAGCUGUAGCUGCAUCGGAAAUGGCUGGUCAAACACCACUGAAGCCACUGCAAAGAUAUUCCAUGACUCAUUGUUUUUAAAGUCCUUUCCCACUAGUUCAGCAGAUCUCUGCGGAGUUGGAAGGGCUGUCUACAUUUAUUCACAACCUCGAUAAAUAUCUUAUUGUGCAUAUGUAAUGAUAAAUACCUUAUUUUGCUUAUGUAAUGUGGAGGGAAGAUAGCAACAUAAUGUUGCAAGUGUAGCCCAAGUUUUGUAUUUAAGUUAUCUGUAUCCAUAAGUAUAACAGCAGAGUGAAAUGUCUGCAUAAUGUUAACUAUUUUGAAGAGUUUUCCUUAAAUCAGUUGGAAGAUUACAGUGAUUUCAUUUUGGAGAAAUUAUUCAUGCUGUGAUGUGGCAGUUGGACGGCAUGGAAACUGGAAAGUAAAUUUUAGCAGCAUAACAGUUGUGUAGUGUUCUGGGAAUUCCCAUCAGAUGUCACCAAAGCUGAAUUCUGGCAAACAAACAAACAAAAAAAGACGAUAAAGUGAGCUUAACAUACUUUGACACCUCAACUUUAAGAACUCAUUUUAGCAAAAAGACACGGAAAAGUGUUUUUUUUUUUUUUUUUUUUUUUACUUUUUAUUCUUGCCCAGGAUCUUUCUCAAAGAUCACGUCAGUGAUGGCCUCUCUGGUGCAGCUGUUCAUAGACACGCCUCAUCUGGAAAACGUUUAGAACUCUGACGACAUCCGCACACACACUUUGGACACCACACCACACUCGAGCUUAGCCAUGUACAGCGUGGAGGACCUUCUUAUCUCUCAUGGAUACAAAAUCAGCAGCAACAACAAUGUCCCUCCAUCGCACUCAUCCUCAUCCUCGUCCCAUGAGCAGCGGCCGCCGACGCACAGCAACAGUCGGUGUGAAAUCACAGACAAGAGGACAGGACAUGGCGCAGUCAAUGGCUACAAAGCGGACUAUGUUUAUGGUGCUGGAGUGAAACAGUCUUCAUCUCGGGGUGGCCCCAGUGACACAGAGAUCAGGGACAAGAACCAGAAGACAGAGGAGGACAAUGCUAACCUAGUGGAUGGACAUUCGCCAGGAGGCACCUUGACCAGCGACAGCGGCUUUCAUGAUGCCCACAGAGAAAUGUACACUCAUCCACGGCCAGAGCAUGAUGUGUCUUACUGGCGGAGACGGGGUCAAGACUUCAACGUGCUCCUGGACUAUGUGGACAUCAGGGAGCCACAGGGAAAACAAUUAAGUGGUAAACAUAAAGCAGAGGGCAUGCAACGAAGGCCAGAGUCAGCAUUAACCACUGAAGAGCAUCGUCGUGAGAGACAACGCAGGGCAGACAGUGCACGUGCCAGAGAGCGUGAACUGGCCCUCUACCAGUGGAGACUGGCAGCAGAGAGGAAGUACCAGAGCCUAGGAACAGAAGAGUGGCGUCCAGCUGUAGGAAUAGGUCGACAUAUGUCUGAAAGUGAAGGUGAAAGAUGGGCACAGGAGCAGCGGCGGCCUCGAACAGCAGAGGGUGCUGUUCCUCCCAGGACCAAAGCCAAAUCCCAGUCCCUACCCAGAAUGGCCAUGCCCUCAGACAGCCUCCAGUACUUAAGCAUUUCAUCCUCUGGCCAAGAUCCUUGUGGAAGCUAUCGAUUAAAUGGGCACCAGUCACGGGUACCUCAAGGUCGCAGUCUCAGUGAAGGAGAAAGUAGGGAGCGAUGGACUGAAAAUAGCCGGUCAGGCGUACAAUCUGCACCCCCAUCAAAGCCUCGUUUUAGCCGACCUCUUAGACCCCCAUCAUAUGAGGUUCACCAGCAGAUGCGUGGAAGUUCAGAGAUGCUCUCUGGUGAUUUUAUGCCCCAUCCCAGAGACAGAACUCCACUGCCUUUUUCCAGACAGGAUUACUUUGCCCAGGAACUUGGGGGGUCUGGCAUGGAGCCCCCAGGUUACAUCCCUCCACCAUCAUACAGGAGGCAACCUGUCAUCAGGGGAGGACACAGGACUUAUGCUAAUUCCAUGGGGAACUACCAGUGCAGGGGAGACCCAUACAUUCAAGGGCCUGCCAUGGCCGAGGUCCAGGAGUGGUUCAUGAGACAGACAGGAAUGGCUUGGCCCGACAAUUACAGGGAUGGGAGAAGGAGUAUGCCCUGUAGGAGACAGGCAUACCCUGGAUAUGUAGAGGAGCACAUAGGGAAUGUUCAGUACAUACCCUUUGAUGACCCACGAGUCAGACAUAUCUCAGGAGGGAGAAUGGAUGGGAAUUCACUGACAGAUGCUGACAAAAUCAGGAAUAUCAGAAAAGACAUCCCCAUCACCUCCACAUCUGAGAAAUCUCCUGAUGACAGUGCCUUUCUGCUCUCAGGAAAACCAUUAAGCAGUACAGAAGCAAGUAACAGCAAUAUCAGUGACUGUGUUAAUGAAGCAGUCAUGCAUAAGGAGGUUUCAGGAGAGGUGAUCAACUCAAAAUCAACAAAUGAUGAAAACUCCAACAGAUACCCAGCCAGCCCUGACUAUCCAAAUACCUUCCGAACAACAUUAUCACAACAGAAACCUAGCAUAGACCAACAAUUCUGUGAGACAGUAACACAGGUAAAGACAUUUGAAGCACAAACAGCAGCUGAAAAUAAGAAGAACAAGAAGAAAAUUAAAGAGACUAUGUUCUGCUUAGUGUCAGUUCCAAUAAACAUGGUAGCCAACAAGGAAGCUACUGAUCCAAAUAACAAUGAAAAAGUAUCAAGCUUAGUAGUAGCAUCUACAGAAAAUUCAGUGACCCAGCAUUGUAGCAAAGACAUGCCAAAGAUUGCAAAUAACAAUGAGCAGUUAAUACAAUCCAGCAGCUCCUUAAACACAAAAAGGACCAAAAAAGUUCCACUGCGGAAAGAGAUCAUAGAUGUUUGGUCUCUCCAUGCAAGUGCUGACAAAGAAUUGUGCUAUGCAGGAUCCUGGCCAGGAGAUCAAUAUAAAAAUCAAGAGACUCAGACAGGUUCUCUUGAGGGUUCAAGAAAUACAAAUGCACAAAAUCCUCAAACCCAGGUCACAUAUGAUCCUCCAUCGUCCACAGACAGUGGGCUAGGCACUGAAUGCAGUGUCAACUACAAGUGUCCCAUAAAAGUCCAAAAGAAUUUCAACCUUUCCAGCAACAGUGCAUUUUCCCAAACAAAAGGAGCUAGCAGUUCAAAUGUAAAAAUCCCAGUUCAAGUCAUAACGACUCCAUCACCACCAUCUCCUGAUUACCAGCUACCACUGAGAAAGAGUGCACCCAAACCUCAAGCAUUAAAUGGCCAAGAGGCCUUUGGCCAGUUCUUGUUAAAACCUGUGAACAGGCGACCAUGGGAUGCCAUUGGGGAGCUUGAGUCUUUUAACAAGGAGCUGCAAGAUCAAAAUGCCAAACACCAAACCACUGAUCAGGCUAUAGAGGACCUGGAUGAAGCAUUGAGAAACAUUUUAGAGGUAGACAACACAAGCACAGAGUUCAUUAGGCCUGAGUUGGCUACACAUAUGGUUAAACAGCAACAUAAGGAAAGAAGUCCUAAGCAACAGCUAAAGAAUGACAACUUAGAUUUCAGGUCAGAUUUAGAGCACAGAAGUAUGACUCAAACAGAUAAAGAUUUCAGGGAAGUAGGAAGUGCCUUCUUUACACCAAUGGGGAGGUUUGUAAAUCCUGACAUACCACCAAGAGAAGAGAUGGACAGUGAGUUUGUCAAUUAUGAGGUCUUGAGUAUGAUGCAGGAUGACCCGAGGUUGAACAGGCUGGAUAUUCCAGUGCCAAAGGAAUCGUUACUGAAGGAUGUUGGACUUACAGUGUACACAGCGAUCCCAGACUCAGUGAAACUGGGAUCACCUGUAGGUUUAAGCCCCGAGUCUCCAAUGCUGACUAGUCCCUCUGACAACUCAGAAACAUGUGAUGCUUUACAAAUCACAUCUUCAGAUAGUGGUGGAGAUCAAAAUACAAACAGCCUUGACUUUAGUGCAAAUCAUAAGCGCUCAAACAGUAAUAUAAGUUUUGCUACUAAGCCUGACCAUAAGAAAGUGUCAGAGAACAGCAAAGUUAUCACUGACUCAGAAAGGUCACCUCACAUUCGUGGUGUCAGAAGUCAGCAUUUCACAUUUAUGGCAAACUAUGAUAAUACUGAUUAUGAUGAUGAUGAUCCGUAUCUGAGCAAUGAAAAAACAAUAGCAGAUGAACAUCUGGAGGCUCUUCUGAGUCAAGAGAAAGCCAAUAGCAUGCCAACAGAAGAUCUCAGCAAUCUGUAUCAAAUUCAGUGUGCCAAAGGAAUUCCUGUGCAUGAGUCACUUGAACAGAGAGCAGCCAGGAUCCUGGGCAUUGCUGUACCAGCUGAAGCCUUGGUUGUCAGUCAGGAUGGUUGCAGACAAGAUCAGGAAAAUGAGUACGGUAACAAACAGAGUGAGGAAAAGGCUAAAUUUGUUAUGCAAGCCAUGAAACUAAGGCCAAAUGAAGAAACACAGCAUGUGAGUAGAGAGUACGAGCAAGUGACAGAGACAUCAGUCCACACUCACGAACUGAUGGUGAAGAAUGAUACUGCCAUUGGGGAAGACCAUGGCUCUACAGGAGAUAAGUCCAAUAAGGAGGGCCAUACUACUUCUUUAGUGUUAGAUUUACCUGAGUUUCCACCCAAUAACCUGCGUUUAUCACUGCCAGUGACUGAAGAUGAGGAUCUGACUUUAAGUGUGUGUGGAGGUGAGAAAAAGGUUACGCCUGCUGCAGACAUGUCUGAAGGCCAGCUGGACAAGUCCAUCGUAUAUCACCCAUCUUCUGUGUGCAGAAAUGAAGAAAUGUCUGCAGAGCGCAUUAAUCCUGUCCUGGAGGAUGAGUCAAUGUCAUGCGUCAGCGGUUUCGAAGAAGAGAUCCAGAAAGGGAGGGGAGAAGAGGAAAUAGGAAAGGAAAGAACCGAAAAUAGAGUUCAAGAGGACAACGUACUAGAAGGAGAAGAGGAGCAAUUUGUAAUGAAUGAAAUGAGAGUAAAUGAGUGGCAAGCUGCUUUUGAGAAAAAGAUAGAUGAGGAUAUUGAUAGAAAGAGGGAUGAGGAGGAAGAGCUAAAAGAAGAAAUAGUGGAAAGAACAAUACAGUCACCACAGUCCAUGGGUUGCUCAGUCCCAGUCUCUCAGUCACGCAGUGGAACAGUGGUCAAGAGGGAAAUCACGCUCCCGGACACCUUUAGUAUGACCACUGAUUCAGAUUCACUUGAGGAUGAUGACAUUCAGUCUGUUUCAGACUCUUAUGAUCCCAGUCGAGUUGAGAGGGUGUAAACCUGGACAUUGGCACAGCAUCUCAGACUGACCACACUGUCCUGUCCUGUCACUGUGACCUGGCUGGGAAAUCAGUCAAAUCUUUUGCUUUUCUUUUAAACUUAUUUUUGUCGUUGUUGUUGUUGUUCUAAACAAAAACUGACAGCACACUUUCCUCAUGUUAUGCAUCUUUUUAUAACAUAUUUUUUUAAUAAAAUGAGAAUGAUUCUGUUCAUACAGAGCUGUUGAGAAGAAUAUAACCUGGAAAUGAAUAUGUAUUACAUUUAAUGGCUGUAAAUAGUUUUAUCUGCACCAGCACAUCUUGAUGUUUGUCAGAUUUUCACCAAACAAGUUUAUAGAUAAACUAAAAUAAAAUAUACAACAUGCCAGCUUGGAAUCUCUUCUCCUGCAAUAUAACCAGUGACAAAGAAGUCAGUGCUUCAAUCUGUUACCAGAAGCAAAUUUAUAAACUGAAACAAGGUUUGAUUCUAAGUCUUCCAUCAUUAAAAAAAAAAAAAAAAAAAAAAAAAAAAAAAAAGAUGCAAGUGUGAGUGAAUAUUUAAUCUGUCUCAUCCAUUAUCAUCCUACAGCAAUGUACUCACUAACAAAGAGCACAACUGAAUGUUGUAUUUUGACAGCUGAGAUAUUCAUAUCACUGCAUCCAUGUAGCUGUUAUUAAAUAUUAGGUCAUACUAACUUUGUCAUUUUUCAAGCAUGUAAUACCUUUCGGUUUACUCUCGUUUCCAAUAUCAUAUAUGCAACAUGAGCUUGUAAUUAUCAGUAACCAGCAGAAAAUAUUAUAUCAUGUCAGAGAUGCAAAAACCUAACAAAUGUAUAUUUAUUUUUAAGUAAGCAAUCCUCAGACUGUACAAAGGAAAAUGCAACAUUAUAAAAUUACUUGACAUUUAACCGUGCAAUUCUAUUUGCUUGAUUACAAUCGCUUUGCAAAUGUCACCUAUGAGCGUGUGUAAUUUCCUGCAGAGUCUGUGCAGUAAAUGAGCUUUCAGAUGAUGGUGUGCCUUUGGACACAGAAAUGUCAAAAUGUAUUGUGUGUUGUUUGUAUAUUUCAUACGUCACUACAUCUUGCUUGACAAGUUAGAGUAUUGUGUUAUUAAUUAAUGUCUUGCAUGCUCAGUGUAGGCUCCACCUGAAGUUCUCCCAUUAGAGCACCAUCAGUAUUAGUACUUCAUAAACACCGUUUAAUGUUAUAUGUGAGGAACACGAGGAACAGCUACAUGAGAACCUCAAUAUCAUACAACACACACUCAUAAAUAUUAAGGCGAUUUGGUGCACUCAGGCCAUGUUCUAUAGAUGAUUAAUCUAAUGUCUAUAAGCAUAUGGGUGGCUGGGGAGAAAAGAGUCAUACAUACAUUUAACAGUAAGUGGCCGACGUCAUCAGUGUUUAGCUUUAGAACAUAAAUGACUAUGGUGUUGCUCAAGUAUAUUUCUUUUAAUGAUCCUUUCUAUUUUCAUACAGAAACAGUGUGUGUAUAUGUAUGUAUCUGUUCUUGUGUCACUGUUGCUGUGUGUUGAUUAAUUAUUCUGUGUUAGCAUGAGAUAAGCAGUGUAUCAUGGGUAAAACUGGGGAUUAGGGUUUUGCAUAUGAUUGCAUUUGGUACUAUGUAAUAAAAAUCAUUAUAUUUCAAAAUGCAUAUUUGUAUCUUCCAAAAGAAAACAUUGAUAUUUAAAAUAAAAACAUUAUUUUUUAGAGUAUUUUAAAGAAGCAAAGUGUUUAUUAUAUAGGCACAUAUUCAAAGCAACUGGUUUUAAACACAGUGUUGGGAAAGUGCUUUCUUUGUACAUUACAACAAAAUAUGAAUUAAUAAACUGUUUGCAUGGAC